AUGCUGGAAAGACCCCCGUUUCUGCACCUGGCAUCGGCCAGCGCCGGGCCCUUCGAUGCCUUGGAGCGGGCAUGGGCUACGCAGCAGCGCUGCCGGAGCACGCCGCAGCUCCCGUGGCCGGAGCUGCGCUCGGACCUGGCCACGCUGGCGCAGUCUCUGGUCCACUUCGGCCGCGUGGACUUCAGGCUGCACCGCCGACUCCACGACGCGGCGGAGCGCGCCGCCAGGGUGGGAGCUACGCCGGCGGAGGAGAACGCAAGAUAUGCGUCCAUCCGGGAGUGCAACCUCGGCUUGACCAGCCUCAUGACGGUGGAUGUCCUUCUGCUUACCGACCAUCUGCCGGAUGAGUGGAUGGCGUACUCAACAGAGCGCGCGUGUGCUGCAUUCCGCUUUCCGUGGCGAGAGAUGGUGCUGGGGUCGGGCUGGCAGCUCUUUGCCCUCAUGUCGGGCGUGCAUCGCGGUUGGAGAUCGAGGUUGGGAUCCAUCGUCCCAUCACCGGCAGAUGUAGUCGACCUCAUGGCUCCCGACGAUGUCGGUGAUGCAGCAACCAGACGUGCUGACGAGGCCAUCAAAUGGGCCGUGACCAGCCUGGCGUCGGCGAUUGCAGACGAGGGCAGUGGCCGGGGUGACAUCCAACACCUCCUGGAGACGGCCCGCAAGGUUCAGAAGAGGUUGCUUCAUGAGUUUGUGGGCGAUGCUGAGCCUCUCUGCUCUCGCAGCGUCAGUGGGCCCUGGCCGCUUUGGCGUGCGCUUCACGAAGCAGAAGAGGCUGUGUCGCAGCGACUGCAGCACCUCUUCGGCAGCAGGGCCCUGUCCUCCGCGUCUGCAAGCACCGUGCUCGCAGCCAUGCACGCCCCACCCACGGCACGACUCGUCAUCAGCCGGCUCAGGGAGGAGUUCUGUGAGCCCCAGGGUCGACUCGAGCGUUUCCUGCGGUCGCUGCGAGGCGCUGGAUAUGCGCCGAAGUCGCUUACCGUGGACGUGGGCGCUUAUUGCCCAGAACGUGCGGCCGAGGCGGAGGUCGCAGAGUGCUUCACGGCCGCCUUCUUGCAAACCUUUGGCUGCGAGUUGGACGGCGUUCUGGCGCUGGAGGCGAGCUUCUUCAACGCGGCGGAGACGCUGUCGGCGCUGGAGAAUGUGUUGCCAUUAAGCUGCGUGGCCGCGGUGGAGCUUCGACAGCAUGCCAUCGGGGCACAGCGGGGCACGGCCCGCUUCUCUGGAGCUGGCGGCGCGCUGUCGAUCGAGGUGCCGGGUGCGACGAGGCCUCCGCCAUCACACGAGGAGUACAUGCUGAGGGACCCGGAUACGGGUCAGCUUCAGGUCGUGGCCUCCUGCCUCGCCAUGAUCUUGGGACAUGCCGGCUGCCUGCUCUUCGCGAACGUGUCGUCUGGCAGCCUCCGCACGGGCGUGGCCAUGCAAGCCGAGACGGAGGAGGGGCUCAUCAUCAAGCCAGAGGAAGCCGGUAAGAUCACCAGCCGGGACAAGAACAACAACCCACCGCGCAUCGUUGUCAAGACGAACGACUGGGACAUUCCGGAGUACCAGCUUAGCACCGGCGCCAGCAACCAGGUCUCCUACAUCACGCCGGUUGUGGAGUCGGAGGACAUCAAGGCUUGGCUCUCCCUCAACGUGAACUUCUUCUCCAUCAUUAUCCUCUUCACAGUUGGUGGCCUGAUCGAGAUCCAGCGCUUCUUCCCGGACACGCUCUACUGGUGA
Molecule: messenger RNA, 1716 nt
Organism: Symbiodinium natans
Lineage: Eukaryota; Dinophyceae; Suessiales; Symbiodiniaceae
Source: the annotation of a GenBank genome assembly